AUGCAGUUCAAUACCUUUCCAACCAUUGCUCUUCUGCUCCUAGGCCACCUCUCUCUUGGAGAAGCUGCAACGAACGGCUACACGAAGACCUGCAAUUCAAUUCGAUUUACCGACCAUCCCACCAGAGGGUCAUCAUGGAUAAUUGUGGCCAAUUGCAAGCAAACCAACACCGUCUACAACGUUGAUACACAACUCGCGCUUGACAAGUGUUUCGGUGUUUCCAAAGGCAAAAUCAUCAUUAAGGCGAAUGGUGGCUUCAGCUCGCACUGUCGUAAUGGCAAAUUGAAGAACGGUGUGUUGACUGGAACCUGUAAGGACGGUUCAAAGGAUGUCACGAGCUCAGUUAUUCUAAAAUGGACCUAUGAGAUGUUGAUUAAAGGCUCCGAAGAACGAUGGAUUAAUGCCUCGGAUGUUGGACGCUGA
Molecule: messenger RNA, 423 nt
Organism: Pseudogymnoascus verrucosus
Lineage: Eukaryota; Fungi; Ascomycota; Leotiomycetes; Thelebolales; Thelebolaceae
Exons: 4
Coding region: 1-423 (140 amino acids)
Source: RefSeq, a predicted model, not a curated record